This is a messenger RNA of Urocitellus parryii (Arctic ground squirrel), 282 nucleotides long. RefSeq names its product C-C motif chemokine 3-like. Gene Ontology annotation, biological process: inflammatory response; positive regulation of GTPase activity; positive regulation of cell migration. The record is from RefSeq and is a predicted model, not a curated record. Gene Ontology annotation, molecular function: CCR chemokine receptor binding; chemokine activity. Lineage: Eukaryota; Metazoa; Chordata; Mammalia; Rodentia; Sciuridae. Gene Ontology annotation, cellular component: extracellular region.
AUGGAGGUCCCCGUGGCCGUCCUCGCUGUCCUGUUCUUCACUGAGGCCCUCUCCUCCCUGACCUGCUCUGCCUCCCUGGGUGCUGACACCCCCACCGCCUGCUGCUUCUUCUACAUCUCCCGGAAGAUUCCGCGCAAAUUUGUAGAUGACUAUUAUGAGACCAGCAGCCAGUGCUCCAAACCCGYGGUCAUCUUCCAGACCAAGAGAGGCCGGCAGGUCUGUGCUGACCCCAGCGAGGCGUGGGUUCGAGCCUACAUCACCGACCUGGAKCUGAACGCCUGA